Molecule: messenger RNA, 930 nt
Organism: Rhodotorula toruloides NP11
Lineage: Eukaryota; Fungi; Basidiomycota; Microbotryomycetes; Sporidiobolales; Sporidiobolaceae
Product: RTA-like protein
Exons: 9
Coding region: 1-930 (309 amino acids)
Cellular component (GO): fungal-type vacuole; plasma membrane
Source: RefSeq, a predicted model, not a curated record
AUGUCCAGCCGGUCGCUUGUUGCCGCCUUGCUUUUCGCCCUCGUUGCGCUCGCUCGCCCUGUUCGCGCGGCGGAUGACGCCCCGCACACCAUCGAGACACGCAAAGGACCCGCCAUCAUCGCAUUCGUGCUGUUCGGCGCCGUCUUCCUCGUCCACUGUUUCCAGUACAUCCGCAACCGGCGAAGGGGAAACAAAGGGAUGCUCACUUUACUCAUCGGCAUGUUCUUCAUGUCUCUGGGCUUCUUGCUUCGAACGUCGAAGACGCAGUAUGCCUGGCAGUUCCUCUCCUGCGCAUUCCUCGCAACCGACUACAUUAUCCUCGCCCGUCUGGGUCGAGCGGUUGGACCCGAAGUUGCGAGACGCUGCCUCCCUAUCUCGCCCUCCGCCAUCUCUUGGCUCUUCAUGCUUUCCGACUGCGUUACUUUCGCUGGCCAAGCGACGGGAACGGUUUUCAUCACCAUUGGCGGAGACUGGACUUCGAUCGGGAACAAGCUCGCAAUCGCUGGUUUGAUCCUCCAGGUCGUCUCUUUCGUCACCUUCACCUUCCUCCUCUACCUCUUCGCGCGCAGACUGGGCCCCCGGUACCCGAGCAUAUACGCUUCACCCGAGUCAGGCAGCCACAACCUCCGCCGACCCUUUGUGUUCGAGCCAGUCAACGACGUUCGGUUGCUCGUCCGCAUCGUCGGGCUGACCUGCACCGGCAUCGCGCAGAUUCGAAGCGUCUUCCGCCUCAUCGAGCAGUGCGACGGCUUCUUCGGCACCAUCGCAAGCCACGAAGUCUUCUUUUACCUUUUUGACACGAUCCCGCUCCUCCUCUCCGUCGCGCUCUUCGGGCUCGUCUGGCCGCCGCGGUACAUCGAAGGGUGCGCGCUGGCGAGCGCCGAGAACAAGAGGGGAGAGAGCGUAGAUUUGCAGAGGUUGUGGAAGUAG